Molecule: messenger RNA, 2721 nt
Organism: Recurvomyces mirabilis
Lineage: Eukaryota; Fungi; Ascomycota; Dothideomycetes; Mycosphaerellales; Teratosphaeriaceae
Exons: 3
Coding region: 1-2721 (906 amino acids)
Biological process (GO): phosphorelay signal transduction system; phosphorylation
Molecular function (GO): phosphorelay sensor kinase activity
Source: RefSeq, a predicted model, not a curated record
AUGAAGCAUCCUCCCGGAUCACUCAAGGGCAAGCGCGAUGUGAUGGAAACGCCGCGGCAACGCCCCUAUCAGGACCAUGACCAGGACCAGGACCGGAAGCAUGCCCACGACCCUACCAGUCUGAGCGAACAGUUACCUGGCGGUCGAGAUGGGUGGAGGGACAGUGUCCUCGGCCAGCCGAAAGGUUGGUCAAAGGCACUGCAGUCCUACGCUCGUACUUUGUCAUCCUUUGCCUAUCCGGCGGGCAUCUUUUGGGGCGAGGAACUCAUACUCUUGCACAACGAUGCCUGGAUAGGGGCCGGCGGAAAGGCGGAGCAGGGGCAACGCCAACGCGGCAAUCUUGGCGCAGAUACUUUCCGUGCACUGUCUUCGGCUCUUCAUGGUGGCCAACAGAAGAAGAUUGCGAGUCGCGAUCUGCUUAGAAACGACUCAGAAGACCAGGACGAGCGAUUCACGGUCCUUGUUAGCCCCCUGUUCGCCGACGAUGGUCCCAAGGUGGAAGCAGCAGGCUUGCUCGCACAGAUGUUUCCCAAACACGACUUUGACGGCGAGGAGGAAAUCAAGGACAGGGAUACGCCAAAUAUGGGCACGGCAAAACCCGACGAUAUCGUGAAGCACGAUAAGAUCGACAGUGUACCCCUAGACGAGCAUCCGUUCUUUCAUCGGUUUGCGGAGAUGCUCCCUUCUGGGCUUGCAAUUUUGGACCACAAGGCGCACUCUGUCUUUGUUAACCAGCACUUUUAUACGCUUACAACCCACAAAGGUGAUCAGCAGUCUUUCACGUCGUGGCCACAAAGCAUACAUCCAGACGAUUAUUCGCGGGUCAUGGCGGAGUACCGGGAAGCGUUCGACUCAGGAAAGCAGUUACGGACGGAAUUUCGCUCGCUAGGCGACGAUUACCCCUGGCGAUUGUUGCUGCUGACGCCACUUGGGGAGGAGAACCUACAACACGUCAGCCUACGUGAAUACGGAGGCUUCAUCUGCAGCCUAGUCGACAUCACCUCUGAGAAGAGGGCGGCGUUAUCCGAGCGCAGGGCUGCACAAGAAGCCGAAGAACGCCGCGGACAGCAAGAACGCUUCAUCGACAUGAUCUCUCACGAAAUUCGAAACCCGCUUUCGGCCGUCAUGCACUGCUCAGACGACAUUGACGCCGCCAUCAGUGACAAAGAGCACAUCGACAUUCCUACUAUACGGGAGGCUAUAGAUAUCAUCAACUUGUGCCUGCAGCAUCAGCGUAACAUCGUCGAUGACGUGCUUUCGUACUCUAAGUUGGACGCUUCUAUGCUGUCUCUGGCACCGCGAGCAUGCCACCCAAGCGAGACGCUGGCUAAUGCGCUGAGAAUGUUCCAACCGGAGUUCCGGAAGCAAAGACUACAGUUUGAAUUCAAGAUUGAUACAUCGUACGCAGAAUACAGCAUUGACUGGGUCAUGGCCGACAUGGCCCGCGUUGGGCAAGUCCUUGUCAAUUUGAUAUCCAAUGCGAUCAAGUUCACCGCGAGAAGGAGUGGCAAGAAGCAGAUCACGGUCGUGGUAGGGGCAAGCUGUGAGCGGCCCACGAGCUAUCCCCCAAACCUAGUCUUCUUAAGCUCAGACGAGACGUACAAGAUGGACAACACGAAUGGCAGCGAGUGGGGUAACGGCCCAACAAUGUAUAUCAUGGUCGCGGUCAAAGAUACGGGCAUCGGCAUCAGCAAAGAAGGGCAGGAGCGGCUUUUUGAGCGGUUCCGCCAAGCGACGCCGAAGACCAGCGACACGUAUGGUGGAUCAGGGCUGGGCCUCAAUAUCAGUCGAAAGCUUUGUCAUCUUCACGGAGGCGAGAUCGGGGUCAGCUCGAAAGAAGGCGCGGGCAGCACAUUCGGCUUCUUUUUCAAAGCCAAGCGGGCCGAUGACCCCGGUUCUUACCAGGGUCGCUCCGAGCAGCACGCGAUGGACGAUGACAGACUCGAAGGCCUCAUACAGGACCAGGGGUAUCCUGCGGGCAAAGCUGUUCCUUCAAAAGAUGUUCCUGAGAGCAUCAAAAAUCCUUCAGUAAAGGAUACUAUCGCAGCUCCGCCUGAUCGAAGUCCGCAAAAGGAUGAUCGGUACGCGCAAAUAAAACGUGUGGCUGAACAGGUGGAGGAGUCGGAAGCAGACGCUCACACGCAUGCUGAGACGUCGUCAGAGGUUAAACCAAGCCGGAGUGACGACUCGGCGCCACGUGGCUACACCGAGGUAUCGGAGACGCCGGUACGUCCUGGCAUAAUGCAGAGCGAUGCUCAAGGGCGACCAAAGGGAGCCGAUCACGACAAGAAACCCGCGAAGCUUCACGUGCUACUCGUGGAAGACAACAUUAUCAAUCAGCGGAUCAUACAUCGGAAGCUACAAGCUAGGGGUUUCGAGGUGACCACUGCCAACAACGGCCGAGAGGCGGUGGAGGCAGUCCGCAAAACAUCCAAGCACUUCAGUGGAGAGAAGGGUGCAUUCGGCAUCAUACUGAUGGACCAAGAAAUGCCGAUACUCGACGGCAACGCCGCGACUCGCGAGAUCCGCGAGAUGGCAGAGAAGGGUGAGGUAGAGAGGAUACCGAUCUUAGGUGUUACGGCGAACGUGAGGCCCGCACAGCAGGGCGAAAUGGUAAACUCUGGCAUGGAUGAUGUGAUAAGCAAACCAUACAAAGUCGACGACCUGAUCAAGAAGAUCGACGAGGUGACGAAGAAGGGUGAGAAGUCAGGCAUACGGUGA